This is a messenger RNA of Menidia menidia (Atlantic silverside), 2362 nucleotides long. The record is from the annotation of a GenBank genome assembly. NCBI's taxonomy places the organism in Eukaryota, Metazoa, Chordata, Actinopteri, Atheriniformes, Atherinopsidae.
GAAGAACAAACUUUCUCUGUUAAUGACGUGUUUAGAUAUUCAUCCAGUCUUCGUUGUGUGUGUGUGUAUGCGUGCGUGUACAUCCAUAUGUGGGUGUGUGCUGUGGGUUUCUCUGUAAGUUCCUGCGUAUUCACGAAAGUUUGCAAAGUAGACGAGGGCUCCUUUGACUUGCAAAACAGCACUUACUUAGAGUCCGGGCACUGGGGAGGACAACAAGUUGAUGUAGGCUAGGUACAGGUUGAGUUCCAGCAUGAAGUCAUAGUACAGGUAGAGCAUCUGGAAUAAAAAAGGAUUACCAGCUUUGCCGACAUCUCUGCUUGUCUCCGUUGGUGACAGUGCCUGAUAACCAUCGCCAUGGGUGAAAUGGAGCAAUUGCGAAAGGAGGCAGACAACCUCAAAGACCAGAUCACUGCGGCCCGUAAGGCUGUGCAGGACACCACACUGCAGGAGGCUUCAGCUUCGAUCGCUGUGGUGGGGCGUGUCCAGUUGAAGACCAGGAAAACGCUCAGGGGUCACCUUGCCAAGAUCUACGCUAUGCACUGGGGCACCGACACCAAGCUGUGUGUCAGUGCUUCUCAGGAUGGAAAACUCAUAGUCUGGGACAGCAUCACAACCAACAAGGUGAGCGCCAUCCCCCUGAAGUCGUCAUGGGUGAUGACAUGUGCCUAUGCACCUUCAGGAAACCUCGUGGCAUGUGGCGGUCUGGACAACAUGUGCUCCAUCUACAACCUAAAGGGCAAGGACGGCAACGUAAAGGUGAUGCGGGAGCUGGCAGCUCACACAGGUUACCUGUCCUGCUGUCGUUUCCUUAGUGACAGUGAGAUCAUCACCAGCUCUGGGGACUGCACCUGUGUACUGUGGGACAUUGAGACGGGGACCCAGAAGACGAUUUUUGCGGGACACCAGGGAGACUGCAUGUCUCUGGCAGUGUCCCCAGACUUCAAGUUUUUCAUCUCAGGGGCGUGUGACUUCACAGCCAAGCUGUGGGACAUCAGGGAGGGCGCCUGCAGGCAGACCUUUGGAGGCCAUGAGAGCGACAUCAACGCCAUCGGGUUUUUCCCCAACGGCAACGCGGUGAUAACUGGAUCCGACGAUGCCACCUGCAAACUGCACGACCUGCGAGCUGACCAGGACCUCAUCACCUACCAGGACUCUGGCAUCAUGUGCGGGGUGACCUCGUUGGCUCCUUCCCUUUCCGGACGACUGAUUCUGGCUGGAUACGACGACUUUAACGUCAACAUCUGGGACUCCCUCAAAGCUGAGAGAGUGGGCGUGCUGGCCGGCCACGACAACAGAGUGAGCUGCAUCGGCGUGUCUUCAGACGGCAUGGCCUGUUGCACAGGAUCCUGGGACAGCUUCCUCAAGAUAUGGAACUGAGGCUGUUCCUCUCCAGCGAGCCGAAAAGGAGCAGUUAAUGUCUGCCCGGCAGGAAGUGAAGAUUAAGAGUUAGCGGUAGGGAGGAGGGCCAAGGACCCACAUAGGGUGAGAAGAGGGGAUUUCAAAUGUGCCAAGUCAUGUCUACUGUUGGAGAAGGGGUUAUAAUGUGAUGAUUUUCUCUUCUCCCUGUCACACUUUGCUUCUCACAUUAUGUGGAAAUUUGGGAGGGGACAAAAGGGUAAAGAGGCUGAGACAAUCUCAUUUUUAAAUUCAACUAUGGUUUAGGUGGCUGAAAGAUGCACAUUUAUUGCAGCAACUCUAAGAAUGCCCAUUGAAAACAGUUGCCAAAUGGAAAUGGUAGCGCAUUAGAAAGAGAAUUGAAUAGGUGUCGACUUACAGCAUGUGUAGGGUCACUCUACUCUACUGAUAUGCUGUUUUCUAUCGAACUGUAGGUUGCAUAAAUGUUUCAGACUGUUAUUUGUUCUUAGUUUUGGUAGAUUCCUAGUUAUUCACACUUAUUUUCUUCAAGUCAAAAUUGAGUCAUAGUUUUGAGAGUCAUUAGUGUUUGUUUUGUAUGUAUGAAGGACAACAUUUACCAGGAUGAGGGGUCUGUUAGUUGGCCUGAGCCCUUGAUAGUUUGACCUGCUACGUGCUUUUGGUAAGCUACUGAACUAACAGCUGGAAAGAUACAAUUGCGUCUCAUGGUUCACUGAGCAUUUACAAAAAAAAAAUAAGACAUGACCUAUUUAUCUCAGGCUGAGACUCAUUGUAUGAGCAUCAUAUGGAUAACAGCUCCUGAAUGCAUUUAAAUUUGAAUGGGUAUUUAUCCGCUUACCCUUUCCCCCAGCAUGUGAGCAGGUCAACUAGACAAUUUGUGUACAUUUGUUAAAAAUAAAAAGUAAAGAUUUGGACUAAUCUAGACCUGAAAUUUGAUAAGCUCUGUGCAAAGUGAAGCAAUAAUACCUAAUAAACAUGGGAUUCUGCA